GAACCACAGAUGAAACAAGCAGCACAACAUUUGAAGAAGCAGGAGUUGCUAUUGAGAGUCAACAUCUACUAGCGAAAAUGAGUGCCCCUGGAGCUAAAGGGCCUCGGAUUACUGUUUAUACUCAGACUAAUUCCAAAGGUGCGCUGAAAGUUUGUGAUGGGCCCGAGUAUAGCCUGGCCUUCACUGGAUUCGAUGAUAAGAUAGUUUCCGUGGAUGUCAAACGUGGAAUAUGGGUACUGUACGAAGAUGUUAACUUUGGUGGAAACAUCUAUGUGGUUUGGGAGGGACAAAAGAUCAAUUUACCAAUGAAAACUACAUCCUCGCUCAAACCUAUUGAAGGGGAUUUCUCCGACAAUCCCUCUUUGACCGUCUACAAUGGGCCAUCUUUCACUGGAAAAAACAAGACUUUUAAUAGCUCGAAUAGUAACCUCGUAGCCACUGAAUUCCAGGACUCCAUUACUUCAGUUUUUGUCGAUAGUGGAACCUGGGUAGCUUAUCGAGAUGUCGACUACCAGGGCCCGCAAUACUUGUUCACAAGGGGAGCUUUCAAUGGAACGUCCUCCGAGGGCCCCUUUCAGAACGACAAGAUUUCGUCACUGAGACCGAUUACGCGUUGUGGUUGCUGAGAUGGGACAUAGAAACUUUGAAACAGAAUAUACAUCGACAUGUGGUUAAAUGUCCGUAUAAACAUUUAUAACUACAAUAAUCAUUUUAAUUUUAAAUAUCUUUGGCAAUCAACGCCCUGCUUAAUGCUUUUGUUACUGCAUACCAAAUACAAAUGUGUUCAAAACAUAGCUGUACCAGCAUACCGUUAUAACGAGUCGAUUCUUCCACGUAUACAUCAAUCAAAUGAUGAAAAGUAAUACAGCUACUUAUAUACGAUCAUUUGAACAAUCGUUACCCAUGUAGCACCAUUUCGCUUCUAUAGCUGUUCUUACUAAAUCAUAUUUCUACCCUGACUGAAUUUUUUGUGCUCUUUAUUUCUACUAUGUAUCAAGCAAUACACGGAAUAAAUAGUUCGUAAUCAAA
Molecule: messenger RNA, 1029 nt
Organism: Mizuhopecten yessoensis (Yesso scallop)
Lineage: Eukaryota; Metazoa; Mollusca; Bivalvia; Pectinida; Pectinidae
Product: beta-crystallin B2-like
Exons: 5
Coding region: 78-626 (182 amino acids)
Biological process (GO): visual perception; lens development in camera-type eye
Molecular function (GO): structural constituent of eye lens
Source: RefSeq, a predicted model, not a curated record